Molecule: messenger RNA, 654 nt
Organism: Didymodactylos carnosus
Lineage: Eukaryota; Metazoa; Rotifera; Eurotatoria; Philodinida; Philodinidae
Source: the annotation of a GenBank genome assembly
AUGUGUGCUAAUAGUGAUGCAGGAUGCGAUACAAUGAACGUAGACGAUACGGUUGAUUUAAAUGUAGAAAUUAAUUGUGCCAAUAACUAUGCACACAUACAUAUUCAACCACCAAUCGGAGCUCAGAGAACACCAUGUGAUAUUUGUUGUGUCGUUGAUACGUCUGGUUCAAUGGCAAGGGAAGCUGAAAUUAAAAAUGAAAAUAAUAAAGUUGAAAGAUAUGGUCUGUCUCAGCUAGACUUGGUUAAACAUGCGUUAAAAACAAUUAUUCAUAGUCUACAUAAAAAUGAUCGUCUAUCCGUUGUUUCAUUUGGUUCAAAUGCUGCCAUUCUUUUUCAACUAAUAAAAAUGGAUGAUAAUGGUAAAAGUAGUGCAUUGGCAGGAAUUGAACGUUUACAUCCAAACGGUUCAACAAAUUUGUGGGAUGGUCUGCAAACUGGUCUUAAUAUUUUGUCCACAAGUUCAUCGGAUAAAAGUAAUUCAGCUCUAUUCCUCUUGACAGACGGUCGUCCGAACGUUGACCCACCUCGUGGUUAUAUUCCAACUUUGCAACGAUAUAAGAAUAAAACUGGAUUUACAUGCUCAAUUAACACGUUUGGUUUUGGUUAUACACUUGAUAGUAAACUUCUUGAAGAUAUAGCUGUUGUAGGAAAU